GUUAGACUACUCUAGAGUCUUGAUACUUUUCUUGAGUUGCUGACUCGAUAGUGGGUGUAUGGCACCAUGAGUGAGCUGAAAUCAUUUCUCUACAGCUUUCUAGGGAAGAAGAAGUUAACUCCCGAUUAUGACAUUCGCAACUCUGGUCCAAAACAUCGCCAGAGAUUUCUCUGUGAGGUUCGUGUUCCGACGUAUUCUUACGUCGGCAUCGGCAACUCUACCAGCAAGAAAGACUCUCAGGCAAAUGCCGCAAAGGACUUUCUCAAUUUCCUGGUCCGGAGUGGGGAGCUGAAUAGUAAAGAUGUCCCACUCUUGGAUGCUCCUGUUGCAUCCAUGUCUAACGAAGGACCUUCAUCAUUGCCACCCGGGAUGUCAGCCCCUCAUCAGGGUCUUGGAAUGGGUGGAGGCCCUGGAGACAUGGGAGGAGGAGGAGGUGGGGAACAUGGAGGGAGAGAUAGUCACGAUGGGAGUAUGCCUUCAUAUCAGAGGAGUUUCUUCGAGAGGCAAGGUGACAAACGAAAACUCGAAGAGGCUGAGGGAGCAGACAUGAAUGCAGGUAUCCAUGGCAACUGGACAAUUAGCAACGCUAAGUCCCGCCUCCAUCAGUACCUUCAGACCAAUCGCAUCCAAGCUGAUUAUAAGUAUACACCUGUAGGUCAGGAUCACAACAGGUCCUUUUAUGCUGAAAUGUCCAUCUAUCUCGCAUCAAAGCGACGCACAAUCCAUGCCCGAGAGCAAGGUUCCAAUAAGAAGACGGCAUCGGUGUCCUGUGCUCUCUCAUUGACUCGACAGCUCUACCAUCUAAAGGAGAUUGAAGCAUUCACCGGGGAACGUAAAGCAAAGAAAGCUGACUCGCUGGAACCUUAUGAUGUGUUGCUGAACAAAGACGUUGAAGAGAGGCUGACCAAUGUCUUGUUUGAGCUGAAUCUCAGCACAGUCCCACCCUCACACAAUCCUGAAGAGGUCGUGUCGAUCAGCGGGGAUACUGCCAACCAAGUUUUUGACAAUCCAGAAGGACCAAGAGGUUGUUCUGGAGUCUCCUGGUCUCCUCCCAUGAACAACUGGAACCCAUGGCUCAACUGCAAUAUCGAUGAAGGGCCCAUCGCUCAUAUGUCCCUGGAGCAGAUUAGUUCAGAGCUUGAACGAGAACAUCAAGGCCAGCAACAGAAUCCUGAAUUUAGAAAGAUCCAAGAUGACCGGCGGUCUCUACCCAUCUUCCAGUCCGAGAGGGAGAUCUUGAAUGCCAUAGACCACAACUCUGUAGUGGUCAUCCGAGGGAAUACAGGAUGCGGUAAGACCACUCAGGUGCCACAGUUCAUCCUUGACAGCUACAUCCGCUCAGGAAGAGGAGCUGAGUGCAAUAUAGCUAUCACUCAGCCUCGUCGUAUUAGCGCCAUCUCCAUCGCUGAGCGUGUUGCAUUUGAACGUAACGAGCCUCUGGGUGUCAGUGCUGGAUACUCUGUUCGUUUCGACACUGUGAGACCCCGCCCCCUUGGAGCCAUGCUCUUCAUGACCGUAGGUACAUUAUUGAGGAAGCUGGAAGCAGGUCUACGUGGUAUUUCUCAUGUUGUUGUUGAUGAAAUUCACGAGAGAGAUCUCAAUACUGAUUUCCUGUUGGUCGUACUGAGAGACAUGUUGAAAGCCAACCCUGGGAUGAGGAUCGUUCUCAUGUCUGCUACCAUCGACACCACCAUGUUCAGUCAUUACUUCAUGGACUGCCCCGUCAUAGAGGUCUUUGGAAGAGCUCACCCUGUACAAGAGUACUACUUAGAGGAUGUUGUUCAGAUGCUAGGCUUUGUACCCAGGCUUGAUAACAGAAGAAAGAGAAGGGACGAGGAGGAUGAUGAUGGAGAAGGGGAGGAGAAUAUGAACAAGACUAUCAGCAACGAGUAUUCCGAGCAGACCAGGCGAGCUCUCAUGCAGAUGAGCGAGAAGGAGAUGAACUUUGACCUCAUUGAGAACCUUCUAACCUACAUUGGUACGUUGGGUGUACCUGGAGCUAUUCUCUUCUUCCUGCCUGGCUGGAACUGGAUCUUUGCCCUCAUGAGACAUCUCCAAGAACAUCCUAAAUUUGGUGGGCGUGAUUUCUGCAUUCUUCCACUCCACUCUCAGAUUCCAAAGGAAGAACAGCAUCGAGUCUUUGAUACCAUGCCAGAAGGAGUCACCAAGAUCAUCCUAUCAACCAACAUUGCCGAGACCAGUAUCACCAUCAAUGAUGUUGUCUAUGUGGUGGAUAUUUGCAAAGCCAAGAUGAAGCUGUUCACAUCCCAUAACAACAUGACUAACUAUGCCAUUGUAUGGGCAUCCAAGACCAACCUUGAACAGCGAAGAGGUCGAGCUGGAAGAGUUCGGCCAGGCUUCUGCUUCCAUCUCAUCAGUCGCCCAAGGUUUGAAAAGUUGGAGCAGCACACCGUUCCAGAGAUCUUCAGGACACCCCUCCAUGAACUGGCCCUCACCAUUAAACUCCUCAGACUGGGUACCAUUGCAGAGUUCUUGGGCAAAGCCAUUGAACCACCCCCGCUUGACUCGGUGGUAGAGGCUGUAGCAGCUUUGAAGGAGAUGCAUGCAUUAGACCACCAGGAAGAGCUCACUCCAGUAGGCCGUAUCUUGGCUAAGAUGCCCAUCGAACCACGUCUUGGAAAAAUGAUCAUCCUUGGCUGUGUUCUCUUUGUUGGUGAUGCGAUGACGAUCGUAGCCAGUAGCAUGUGCUUCCCGGAGAUCUUCAUCACGUUCGCAGGCAAGGUUAGUAACAUCCAUCGUAACUACUGCCGUAUGAGACACAGUGAUCACAUAGCAACGCUUGCUGCAUUCCAGGAGUGGGAGGAACAGUUGCAAUCUGGAGAGGAUACUGCUAUGAACUACUGUGAUCAUAAAGGAUUGCAGAUGAUGACUCUGAGGAUGAUCUAUGAAGCAAGGAAUCAGCUUAAAGACAUCCUGGUUAUGGAAGGAUUCCCAGAAGAAUGCCUCGCCCCUCAGAUCUUCAAUUUCCAAGCCCCUGACCCAAAGCUGGACAUUGUCGUGUCUUUGCUGACCAUGGGACUCUGGCCAAACGUCUGCUUUCACAAGGAGAAGAGGAAGCUACUGACCACAGAGAACAAGGCUGCUCUCAUCCACAAGUCAUCGGUCAACUACUCCAAGUUUGACCAGAACUUCCCUUCUCCGUUCUUUGUCUUCGGUGAAAAGAUCCGAACCCGAGCUGUAUCAGCUAAGGGUAUGACCAUGGUAUCUCCUCUCCAUCUCCUUCUGUUUGGAGCACGUAAGGUGGAAUCUUGUGAUGGUAUCAUCAAGCUGGAUGACUGGGUCCAACUGAGGAUGUACCAUGAAGCAGCAGCUAAGGUUGUAGCCCUUCAUCCUGCCAUAGAGUCUCUUAUCUUCAACAUGACAUCCAACCCAGACUCGGUGACCACACCAUCUCCUCAGGAUGAGAUGCUAAUCAACAUCAUCAGAGCGCUCUCAAAACCCAACGCGGGUGUCUUCGGGAGCUUCGACUCUGGGGAUAACAUGGGACCUAGUGGUGCCAAGAGAGGACGAUUUUCCUUUUCCUCGCCUGCUGGCGGACAAGGAGGUUUCAGAGGUGGCCGUGGAGGCGGUGGCUUCGGUGGUGGUGGUCGAGGUGGCUUUGGCGGUGGUGGUCGCGGAGGUUUCGGAGGCGGUGGCGGCGGCUUCAGAGGAGGUAGAGGGUUUGGAGGAGGAGGAGGACGAGGUUUUGGAGGUGGUGGUGGCGGGGGUAGACGAGGUUGGAACCGAGAGGGAGGAGGAGGCGGAGGCUUCCGGGGAGGUCGCGGAUAUGGAGGAGGAGGCAGCGGUGGCUUUGGAGGUGGAAGAGGAGGUGGAUUCGGCGGCGGUGGUGGCUAUGGAGGCAGAGACAGAGGUAGUGACUUCGGUGGUGAUGGUGGGAAUGAUUUUGGCCGAGGAGGUGACUCUGGAGGCAGUGGAAGCGGGUUCGGAAGUGGCGGCCGAGGAGGCUUUGGUCGCGGUGGUGGAGGAGGAUUUGGUGGAAGGGGAGGUGGGUUCGGAGGGGGUAAUGAUGGAAAUGGUGGAGGAGGAUCAGGCUCUGGUGAUGGCGGAGGUUAUGGGGCCGAAGGAGGCUGGGGUAGUGCCUCCUAAAUGACCAAGAUUCCAUCGAUAGAUGUAAACCACCGUGUUAUCCAGGUCUAAGAUGAUGAUGACGAUGAUGGUAUUUGUUGUAAUGUAAAAAGGGAUUGUAGACAACUUAUGUAGUAAUAGUCACAUUUAUUGAGGAUUCUUUCAUUGUGAUCUGGUGGUGGGAUAUGCCAUAACCUGUUCAAGGUUUCUUGGGAAUGUGGAUUAUUGUGCAGGUAUUUCUAGCUUGCACCCAGUAGAAAGAGGUCGCACAAUCAAGCUCUAAUGCUCGUAUUCAAAUUGAACAUGAGAUUUUGUGUACUGUGUACACGCCAGAAAUGCCUUCACCGUUACAGUCUGUAACCAUGGCUGUACUAUCUGUCGCUCCUCUUCUCUAUGAAUUUAGGCUGUGUAUGUAAUUUGUGUGUUGAAUGAACUUCAAGUGUAACAAUGUAUUAUAUGGUACUUAUUACAUUCUAGAAAGAUAAGGUUACUUAGUCCAACAGGUUUGGCCAUCAGCUUGGAAUAUUACUCAUGUUCUCCCAGAAGUUGGCAUUUUUAUUACUGAAUAGAUUAUAAUUGUGCAUUUUCAAAGGCCUAUUUUUACCCCAGAGGUAUAUUAAGAUAUGAUUUGCUGUUAAUCAGAAAUUAAUCUCAAUUAAGUUUACGGGAUUUAUAUACGCUUCAGAUUAUUUCCAAUUUGAGUAUCAUGUCCAAAUAUCAUAUAGGAAAAGAAUGAUUAAAAUAAGUCAUAUCAUGUGCUUAUAGAACUUUGAACCAUUCUGCAUUUGUCAUGAUAAAAUUAGCUUUAUCAUUUUCAAAUUAAUUCUAUUUGUCAAUGCCAAAUCAUUUUCUGUUGCAUAUAAAAUUGGUUGAAUGUAUGUACAAAUCUAUCACAUAAGACAGGAUAUCAUACAGUUUUUGUUUUUUAAAGAGUGUAAAACGUAUAUGUGGCAUGACUUACAGGGAAGAUUAAUCCAAUGGUAAGUUGUUUUUAUAAAAGCAAAAAAAGGGGGGGGGAGAGAUUCGAUGAAGGAUGGUUUGUAUGUUAAAAACCAUUCAAAAAUGAAAGUGUGAUUUUAUUGUUGUCAAUGUCUCAAUUUUUGAUGUGAUAUGUGAUUAGCUGCUCCAUAUAUCAUGUAAUAUGAAUUCCAUGAAUUUACAUUUUUCGUGUGUAAGUCUUUUGUAAUUUCAGUAAACACCCCCCCCCCCUCCCCUCCAU
Lytechinus variegatus (green sea urchin) is the source of this 5305-nucleotide messenger RNA. Its product is annotated as ATP-dependent RNA helicase A-like. The transcript is spliced from 30 exons. Gene Ontology annotation, biological process: positive regulation of transcription by RNA polymerase II; regulation of mRNA processing. Gene Ontology annotation, molecular function: double-stranded RNA binding; ATP binding; 3'-5' DNA helicase activity. NCBI's taxonomy places the organism in Eukaryota, Metazoa, Echinodermata, Echinoidea, Temnopleuroida, Toxopneustidae. Gene Ontology annotation, cellular component: nucleolus; ribonucleoprotein complex; intracellular anatomical structure. The record is from RefSeq and is a predicted model, not a curated record. Bases 67 to 4107 code for a protein of 1346 amino acids.